This is a messenger RNA of Cavenderia fasciculata, 933 nucleotides long. RefSeq lists its product as uncharacterized. Gene Ontology annotation, molecular function: protein binding. The record is from RefSeq and is a predicted model, not a curated record. The coding region runs from base 1 to 933 and encodes 310 amino acids. Lineage: Eukaryota; Evosea; Eumycetozoa; Acytosteliales; Cavenderiaceae. The transcript has a single exon.
AUGACAACAACCGAAUUACCUGCUUUAUCAUUAUUGAUCAUUAAACAAAUCAUAGUAGAGUGUGUAAGAGGUGAUAGAUAUAUGUUAUCAUUCCCAUUCCUCUUUGUCAACAAGAAUUGGAAUAGGUUAUUUGACAAUGAUUCAUUUUGGCAACAACUAUGCUAUGUUAGAUGGACAAGUUUGUCAUUACUGCCACAAGAUUAUACUCCCAACUCCAAUUUGGAGGAUUUUAAACCUGUCAUUGAACCAAGCUGCGGUGGUAGUGUUGAUGAUGAUGAGGAUGAAGAUGAUGAUUACCUUUUUGGAACAAAUAUCAACUAUCCAAAGGUAAAAAGUAUCAAUGGAUGGAAAGAUGUAUUUAUAUCAAGGUAUUAUAGAACUUAUCAUCUUAGAAUACAACAACAUUUCUACAUGUCUGGUCAAUAUCUUGUAUGUAAAAUCCGUGAUCAGCAAUCUAUCACCAAUCAAGCAUUAUUGGCAAAGAAAAUGAAAGCUCUUGAUCAAGACCACUUGGACAUGUAUAGAGAUGAUCUAGAAUCAUUAUUUGUGUUAGAGUCGGUCGAAUAUCAUUCAAUUGAACAAAUAGGUUAUCAUCAUUCAAAAUGCACUGAUUUCCGAACUGAAGUUAUCGGGUCAGUCAUGACUCUAUCUGGCAAGAGAAUUAAAUUCCAAUUAAGAAAGGGAAGAGACCAUGGCUAUAGCUAUGAAGAUUAUGAUACCAACAUAUUGAUCAUUGGUUCUGCUAAAUGCACCAAGGAAUACCUAUUGAAAAAUGUUCCUGGCUUUUGGGAGAAAGUCAAGGUUCAAAUGAAAUGGAAUGGGUCAUUAGAGAAGAUCCAAGAGAUAAUAUGUGAUAUCAUGCAACCCGAAACAGAGAUUGAUGCAUUUGGUUUACCACACGAAUAUUUCCAGAGGUACAAUUUACCAGAGUAG